Durio zibethinus is the source of this 1972-nucleotide messenger RNA. RefSeq lists its product as uncharacterized. NCBI's taxonomy places the organism in Eukaryota, Viridiplantae, Streptophyta, Magnoliopsida, Malvales, Malvaceae. The record is from RefSeq and is a predicted model, not a curated record.
GUCUAUAUAUAAUGCCCUGCUCAUGCUCGAUUUUUGCGGCAAUUUUUCUUCUUCUUUCUUCUUGGUUUCUGUAAAGUUUAAUCUUCUUUUUUCUUAUUUACAUCUGUGAAAGGAGAUAUGGGUAAGCUUAUUGAAGAGGAGGCUCUUGCACAGAACUACCAUGGCCAUCAUUAUCAUCAUCAUCAUCAGCAGCAGCAUGGGUUUAAUAAUAAUUACAGUCUUGAAGAGAAAGUUUCAGAGUUUCUGGACAAUGAUUUUGCUGAAUCCGAUUCUUGUCUUAAUGCAACUGAUGGCUAUGGAUCAGAUGGUAAUAAACCCAAUCACCCUUUUCAACAUACCCUUUACUGGGAAUCCCAAGAGGCCUUGCUUCAGGAAAUCCUGGAGCGUUAUAUCUUGAUAGGUUCCAAGCUACGACACGAAAUUUGUAGAAUAAUUGAGGUAGCGAAAGAGACAGAGUUUUGCAGCUGCAUAAAGCCAAGCAUUGAUGGUUGCCCCAACUGCUUGCGCGAGAGAGUAAUCACUCUACUUUGUGACAGAGGAGUUAAUGCCGCUCUCUGUAUUUCAAAAUGGAAAGACACCAAAAAGUAUCCUGGAGGAAUACAUGAAUACAUUGAAGUGAUUGCAAGCACACAAGGGGGAAAGAAGCAAAUCCCAUUUGUAAUUGAAUUGGAAUUCCGAGAACAAUUUGAGAUUGCAAAAGCAUGUGAUGAGUACAGCAAACUAGUUGAGCAAUUACCAGAGUGUUAUGUGGGCAAAGCUGAUUACCUGAAUGCCAUCGUUGGUGUCAUGUGUGAUGCAGCCAAAAGGUCAAUGGAGGAGAAGAAACUCCAUAUGGGUCCAUGGAGAAAGAGGGGCUUCAUGCAGAUGAAGUGGUCUAAUUCUGCUGAGCGACGCUCUAUUGAUGAACCCUCCAACAAGUUUUCUUCUGUCUCGUCAAGGCAAGUGCAUCAAUCGUGCUUAAACUCCUUAAUACCUGCUGCUGUGCUAGUCUCUAGCGCUGGCUGGAAUCAUUUCCAAAUGAAAAUUUAACACUAGUUUUCCUUGUUGAUAUGGAGGCUACUGGUAAGGGUGAGCUAAGUAUUUUUGUGAUUUUGAUACCACAUAUUAUAAUUGUUGUUGUGGCACAGCAUUAUCCAUUUGACACCUUACUUGAGAGACAAUUACGUAUCGAUUUAGGGUCAUAUACUAGUAAUGGCUAGCAGAGUGUAUUGGCGUAAGUAGAGUGUUAAACGUACAGCAGUUUGAUUCACAUCAAAAUUUUGCAAAAAAUGAUAUCUGCAUCAGUUAUUGAGGCUCCAUUUGAGAGUAUGGUGGGAGUCUUGGCACUGCCUUGGAGCCUGCAUUGUAUGAUAAUUUAUUGUUAUGGAGCUUUUGGUGAUAUAAUAGGCAAAGACCCCAGCGCAGAGCGCCUCUUUUGGGGGGGGGUGGCAAGGGGGGCAAUUUUGUAUCUUAAGGGACAGUUGAGAAUCAAUUGUUAUGAUAGUUAUCUAGCGGUAAGAGAGCUUGCAGCGUAUUGGCAGAGCAGUUUGAUUCAUGGUGAAAUUUUGCAAAAAUGCUAUCUGCAUUGCUUAUUAAAUAUAUAAAGUGGGAUGGAUCGUCAAAAUGUUGUGCCCUUGUACAUGUAAAAUGUGAACGGCCCAGCUGAAUUUUUUCAGGGCCAAGAGAAUACUCAUCCAAGGUGAGCUGUGAAGCUGCUUGUGAGAAUUGGAUAUUAUUACUGGCUGCAAGCGCCAAUCCAAAGUCUUCUACAGGUUAAUAAAAUUGUGUCCAAAUCUCUCAAAUGAUCUCCCUUCUGAUCUUACUUGAAAAAGCUUCAUAAAUUCAAGAACUUGUUGUCACAAAAAUCCUUGAUGCUAGAGACAAGCACCUUUUGUUCAAAUGCCAAACCCUGAUUUUUCAAAGAUUUGGUGAUACGUCAAAUCCCUCCAAUUUGAUUAAUUUAAACGCUCACGUACUACAAGUUUUUCAUUCA